AUGACAAGUGAUGGUGCUGUUACGUUUUGGAUAUUUUUACUUUGUUUGAUCGCCUCGCCGCACCUGGAGGAGGCCGAGGCCGGGAGGCCCGAUGAGCUGCACAUCGGCGGCAUCUUUCCGAUAGCCGGCAAGGGAGGAUGGCAGGGCGGGCAGGCGUGCAUGCCGGCCGCAAGACUGGCGUUGGAUGAUGUCAACAAGCAGACGAACCUGCUCCCGGGCUUCAAGCUCAUCCUGCACAGCAACGACAGCGAGUGCGAGCCUGGGCUGGGCGCCAGCGUAAUGUACAAUCUGCUGUACAAUAGACCGCAGAAACUCAUGCUGCUGGCAGGAUGCAGCACUGUGUGCACCACUGUGGCAGAGGCUGCCAAAAUGUGGAAUCUCAUUGUGCUUUGCUAUGGAGCCUCAAGUCCGGCUUUGUCGGAUCGCAAGCGGUUCCCUACCCUGUUCCGAACCCAUCCCUCGGCCACAGUGCAUAAUCCCACCCGCAUCAAGCUGAUGAAGAAAUUCGGCUGGUCCCGGGUGGCCAUCCUGCAACAGGCCGAGGAAGUCUUUAUAUCGACUGUAGAAGAUCUCGAGAAUCGAUGCAUGGAGGCUGGCGUUGAAAUCGUAACUAGACAAUCAUUUCUUUCCGAUCCAACAGACGCCGUACGCAAUUUGCGACGCCAGGAUGCACGCAUCAUUGUGGGACUCUUCUAUGUCGUGGCUGCCAGAAGGGUUCUCUGCGAGAUGUACAAACAGCAGCUAUAUGGACGAGCCCAUGUGUGGUUCUUCAUAGGAUGGUAUGAAGAUAAUUGGUAUGAGGCCAACCUAAAGGCUGAGGGCAUCACUUGCACUGUGGAGCAAAUGAGGAUAGCUGCCGAGGGACAUUUAACCACAGAAGCUCUCAUGUGGAAUCAGAACAAUCAGACAACAAUAUCCGGAAUGACUGCGGAGGAAUUUCGACAUCGACUGAAUCAGGCUUUAAUAGACGAGGGCUAUGACAUCGAUCAUGACCGCUAUCCCGAGGGCUAUCAGGAGGCACCGCUUGCCUAUGAUGCGGUUUGGAGUGUGGCUUUGGCUUUCAACAAGACCAUGGAGCGUUUAACAACUGGCAAGAAAUCCCUGAGGGACUUUACCUAUACGGACAAGGAAAUUGCCGAUGAAAUCUAUGCCGCAAUGAACUCUACCCAGUUUCUGGGUGUAUCGGGCGUGGUGGCGUUCAGUUCGCAGGGCGAUCGUAUUGCCCUCACUCAAAUCGAACAAAUGAUAAAUGGCAAAUACGAGAAGUUGGGCUACUAUGACACCCAGUUGGAUAACCUUUCCUGGCUAAAUACUGAACAGUGGAUAGGCGGCAAGGUUCCUCAAGAUCGCACAAUUGUCACACAUGUCCUGCGAACCGUAUCCUUGCCACUGUUUGUGUGCAUGUGCACCAUCUCAAGUUGCGGCAUUUUCGUUGCCUUUGCCCUGAUCAUCUUUAAUAUUUGGAAUAAGCAUAGAAGAGUAAUCCAGUCAUCGCAUCCCGUCUGCAACACAAUCAUGUUGUUCGGUGUCAUCAUCUGUCUAAUAUCUGUCAUACUAUUGGGUAUUGAUGGGCGCUUUGUCAGCCCAGAAGAAUAUCCCAAGAUAUGUCAAGCUCGAGCUUGGUUACUAUCCACCGGUUUUACAUUAGCAUAUGGUGCGAUGUUCAGCAAGGUCUGGCGUGUGCAUCGGUUUACAACAAAAGCAAAAACUGACCCAAAGAAAAAAGUGGAACCUUGGAAGCUAUACACCAUGGUUUCGGGCCUCUUAUCAAUAGAUUUAGUGAUAUUACUCUCAUGGCAGAUCUUUGAUCCGCUGCAGCGUUAUCUCGAAACAUUCCCACUCGAAGAUCCAGUAUCUACUACUGAUGAUAUUAAAAUACGUCCAGAGCUUGAGCAUUGUGAAAGUCAACGGAACUCAAUGUGGUUGGGUCUUGUCUAUGGCUUCAAGGGCCUGAUCCUGGUGUUUGGUCUCUUUUUGGCCUAUGAGACGCGCUCUAUUAAAGUAAAACAGAUAAACGAUUCACGUUAUGUGGGCAUGAGCAUCUAUAAUGUGGUAGUUCUCUGCCUGAUAACAGCUCCGGUGGGCAUGGUCAUUGCAUCGCAACAGGACGCGUCCUUCGCCUUUGUUGCUCUAGCUGUGAUAUUCUGUUGUUUCCUAAGCAUGCUGCUGAUAUUUGUGCCAAAGGUCAUUGAGGUCAUAAGACAUCCAAAGGAUAAGGCUGAAUCAAAAUACAAUCCUGACUCGGCCAUAUCGAAAGAGGAUGAAGAACGCUAUCAGAAACUGGUUACUGAAAACGAGGAAUUGCAACGAUUAAUAACACAGAAAGAGGAGAAGAUACGCGUCCUGCGACAGCGCCUCGUGGAGCGGGGUGACGCCAAGAGCACAGAACUGAAUGGCGCAACUGGUGCCGCCUCCUCCGCGACAUCUUCACAGCCCGCUGCCCUCAUCAACACAUCCGCACAUGGCACACCUGCUGCCACACUCGCAAUCACACAAGAUACUCAUGAGCAUCGUACAUGAAAAAACUUGUCAAUUUCCUUUGCGUGAUAGGUGAAUUAUAAUGAAAAAAAUGUGAAAUGCGAAUAAGGAUGCUAACGAAAAUAGAAGAUUUAAUAAUGAAACGUACUUAAUAAACUUUGUAUCAACUUUAAGCUGAGCUAAAAGUGAAUUAGUAGCAGCAAUUUUGUAGCAUAAUGAAAUAUGUAUUGUACCUUAAAUGUAUUUAGAAUUAAUAUUAAACACAAAAUACUUUUAACUUGAAAGAAAUCUGGCAUUAGCAACUAAACUAAAUAAAUUGUUAGGCUUAAAUGUUGAAAGGAUGAAACCCAAUCUUGUAGGAAGUCAAUAGAAUACCUAAAGAAAAAACCAUAAAGUUAAUCAUUUUUAAAUGCAAAAACGGGAAAAUAUAAUUGUGUGUUUCUUAGAAAAUACUGUAUUUUGUUUAGGCGAAUUUUAAGUUUGAACCUCUUUUGCUCAGUGCUGUCUCCUAGAGCUCUAUUUAUACUAUUUAUACGCAUAGAUAAAAGAAAAACACAGCAAGCACACACAGAAUACAAUUUUUCCAAGAUGGCGGCCUUUCCUGAUCCUUAAAUAUGUUUCACGAGUGUUUUUUAAAGCCAGGUCGCAGCAAUACAAACCAAACUCCUAGACUCCAGGAAUCAAGCCGCGUAUCUCGGUCCUUCUCAGUAAAGGGAUUCGGUUUGGUUCCUAAUAGCUAAGUUAGCUUUAGGCACUUUGUAUAGAUCCAUGUGUAAGUCCGUGUGACGUGUAAAUGUGCACUCGAAAAAAAGUUUUAAUAGUUUACAUUACUGCAAAUCGUACAUAGCACAAAUUGAAUGGGAGGUAUAGCAAAUCGUAGGUAUUGAAAGGAUAUGUAUACAUAUAGCAUAGACUAGUGUAGCAUAAAGCGUUAAUAUUAUACUGUGGGUGGGUCGCGGCUCAAGAAACGUUUUAAUUUUUAUGUACUGUUAUUUAUAGACGAAUUAUAAAUUAAAUGUAAUGAUACAUUUUUGAACGUACUGUAAGUUCUAAAAUCGCAUUUAUAAAGUAUAUAUAUUAUACACAGAAAAUGAGGAAUGGAAGAAACCGAACAUAAUUCAGCGCGUCGUUAUAUAGGAAUUGACUUUAUUUGAACUAAUGCAAAACUGAAACCUAUUGAGAAAGUUGAUGAAUCCUGUCACUUGCAUAUUCUCACUUUACUCACUCACCCUCAAAACGAAUUCGAUCUUUUAUAUCACAGUUCAUUUCAAUAUAAAAAAUAUAUAGAAAAAUAUGUUACAAAAAGAACACAAAAAGAACAAAAAUCCAUCUCAAAAAGUGCUAUAAAAAACAUACAUGGACAACAUCAAAUUCCUACGAAAUGAAAGACUUUAAAAUCUAAGCCUUUGAACAAAAGGAGAAGAAAGUAAACAAAUGAAAACUAUACACGCGAUAAACAAAUAUUGAAAUAUAUGUAUAUGAAAUUUACACAUGACAAAGAACAUCUCUAGUACAUUGAUAUUUGUUAAGGAUCGUUGGAAUUUGUAGUUUAAUUGGAUUGUAUUUCAUAUACAUACAUAUAGCAGCGCUGUUAGGGUAGACGUAUGUAUAACUCGAGAUCAUGUAUAUUGUAUAAAGAGCAUUUAGCUGCGGCUCCUCCAGGACACAACAUUCAACAUUCAACACAAAGGCAACAGACCGAUCGAAUAAAUGCAAAAGAAACACUUGUUUUUGAAAUCCGAAUUAACUACUUGCUUUGCCCUUGAAUCACAACCCAAAGAAGAACUUUUAGUAAAUUAAGACACACUUUAGCCAAGCUAAUUGUUGUAUAAAUACUAGUACAUAGAAAGAGCAAACGUAAAAUAAAUCCAAGUUUAUUUCAAAUAAAACCCGAAACAAAGAAGAACAACCCAAAUCUACUGUUAGUGACAAAUUAAAUGAGAACACAAAAAUGGUAGCAAUAUGCAGGAAAAACAAAAAAGGUCAAAGUAAAGAAAAACUCGAUAUGUUCUUAUGAAUGUAACAUUAACGAAUUAACUUAAAGUUUAAUAAAACUGAAUA
This is a messenger RNA of Drosophila serrata, 4539 nucleotides long. RefSeq names its product gamma-aminobutyric acid type B receptor subunit 1 (gene GABA-B-R1). Gene Ontology annotation, molecular function: G protein-coupled GABA receptor activity. Gene Ontology annotation, biological process: gamma-aminobutyric acid signaling pathway; G protein-coupled receptor signaling pathway. NCBI's taxonomy places the organism in Eukaryota, Metazoa, Arthropoda, Insecta, Diptera, Drosophilidae. Gene Ontology annotation, cellular component: G protein-coupled receptor heterodimeric complex; membrane. The record is from RefSeq and is a predicted model, not a curated record.